GACGUUUCGCUCAGAUUGUUGAAUGCUAUGGCGCCAUUUUGCUAAACAAAAAAAGCUACAUUGACUAUUGUUUGCUGUAACGUUCGUGUUUUAAUCAGUGAUAGUUAGUAAAAUUAGCAACUAGUUGUACAUAAGUGACGAAUAUUUCAGUUACUACGACGCCCCUCACUACGCUUGUCUUAAGGUUACCUACCGGCUCAGAUACUCGUGUUACAAGCCAUCGAAAUGGGCAAAAAGAAGCAGCAAGCGCAAGUCGAAGAAAGCAGCGACAGCGACGCGGAGGAGUAUUCCGUCGAGAAGAUCUUAGAUAGGAGAGUAGCGAACGGGAAAGUCGAGUAUUUCCUAAAGUGGAAAGGUUAUUCCGAAGACGACAACACUUGGGAGCCCGAAGAUAACUUAGAUUGCCCCGAACUAAUAGCGGCGUUCGAGAAGAACCGCAAAGCCAAAUUAGCCAAUAAAAAAGGGAAGAAGAGGACCAGAGAAGACUCCACUUCCUCUGUAGAAUCCAAUGGAUCUACUAAGAAUAAGAAAAGAAACAAAUCAUCCGAAUCCGAUUCCGAGAACAUUUCCAUAAAAUUAAAGGACGAUUCCGACGAUGAGGCCUCACCGAAGAAGACCCCGAAAGCCUCGGAGUCCAAGAAAAAGUCCAAAGACAAAGACUCGGAUUCCGAAAGCGAGAAGAAGCCGAAAUCGAAGAAGAAGGCCUUAGACGCGGAUAAGAAGAAGUCCUUGGACGCGGAGAAGAAGAAGAAAAACGGCGUACAGUCGAAAAAUUCCGACGACAGCGACGACGAGGAGGCAACGAAGAAGAAGAAGAAACGACCCUUGUCGAAGGCCGAUAGCGAUUCGGAAGGGGAGAAAACGAAUAAGAACAAAGUCGAUAAAUCGAAGGAUAAGAACGAGGACGAUGAGAACCUGAACGACUCUAAAAGGAAUAAAAAAGAGACAAAGGAGAAGAAACAGGUGCUCAAAUUGAAAGAAAAGAGCGGCUCGGCCUUCGACAAGGGCUUGGACGCCGAGAAGAUUAUCGGUGCUUCUGAUACCACCGGGGAACUAAUGUUUUUAAUGAAAUGGAAGGAUUCAGAAGACACAGAUCUUGUUUUCGCCAAGGAAGCUAACGUUCUCUGCCCUCAAGUAGUCAUCAGAUUUUACGAAGAAAGAAUCACUUGGCAUACACCCGAAGAAUCUUAGAAAUCACGUUGAUUUCCAAGUUUAGUUCGAUAAGAUUUUUUAAGGUUAUAACCAUAUAAAUAUUUUUUAUUCAAGAUAAACAGAGAAUUGAAUCCAUUUAAUGUUCAGUUCAGUUGAUGGGUUGAUCACGCGAGUCGAGUUCAGUUUAAGUUAUGUUUUGUUUUUUUUUUAUUAAAAUUUAUAAAACUAAGGUUUGCAUUUAAAUUUGCCCAUUUCAACGAAUUUUCGAUUGUUUACGAGUUAUUUCUGCUGUAGUGACUAAAAAAUAGUUGCAGACUCCACAGAAAACUUCAAAAACCGUUAAGAAACUCAUUUAAUACUGCAUCUGUUGUGUAUUCUCGUAUGUUGUAUUAAUUUACAUUUAGCUUAUGUUAGAAUAUUUGUACGAAAUAAAUUUAAAAAAAAACGACUACGGUAUGUAUUUGUCUCCUUUGAGUCCCGUCACUCCGGCGCCUUUUACUCGAUAUACAGUACCUGCAGGAGGACCGGGAGGACAUCCAUCAGUGGCUAUUCGCGCCGUAGUAACGUACAAAUCUUCGAAUUUGGGGCCCCCGAAAACUGCCGAUGUUACCU
Molecule: messenger RNA, 1764 nt
Organism: Phyllotreta striolata
Lineage: Eukaryota; Metazoa; Arthropoda; Insecta; Coleoptera; Chrysomelidae
Source: the annotation of a GenBank genome assembly